GAUUAUUGUCUUGCGUCUAUUUUUUUUUGUAAGAUCCCUCUUAUCAUGUUAUUCAAUGACAAUUCGGGAUUUAAACUCGGAGAAGAGCUGUUAUUUAAAUUAACAAGUGAGUCGCCUGAGAUACGGAUGCGCACUCUAGAGCAGGUUGAGCGAGGGUUUAUUCGAUGCAUUCGACUUAAAGAAACUUUAAAUUUUAAGCCCCAGCUGCUGUUUAAACAACUAAUACGUUGGUUUGGAUACACUCCUUUAAUAGCUGUGGAUAGAGUUUUGACAUUAUUGUUGGAAUUAUUGCGCUCUGAGUAUGGUAACGUGGUGGUCAAAAAGAUCACAUACGAAAGAUUGUGCAUUGAGCUGGAGAAGGUAAUGAAGAUUUUAUAUUCAAUCGGCGCUAAACAAGGCAUAGAUUUAAUGAAGGAGCUACAAAAUCUGGUGAUAAAAAUUUACAACAGCCAGCUUUGUUUCACCGAUACUGAAACAACGGAAUCGACGAAAACAAUGUCCAAUAGUGAUAGUGUUAAUGACGCCAAUUUGGAGUUUGAUUUUUAUGAUCAGAUUUCUGAUGUAGACUACGAAUGUGCGUGGACGCGUGCUAGUCUGGAUGAUCUUGCAACUAUGAAAAUUUUAUUGGAAUCUUUGAAAAUCGAAAAUAUAACUGAAACAGAGUUGGAGCUCCAUCUCAUCCAAGUGCAGGUAAAAAUUCAAGAUUAUCCUGCGGAGUUCUUUCUGCAAAGUCCCCAACUCUUUCUGGAACUGCUGCAGGUUCAGAAAAAAGCCUGGAAAAAUAAUACCAGUCUCCUGCAGGCGAAUAGGGCUUUGCUCGCGUUUGUAAAACAAUUGCGAAAUCGAAUCUUGAUUCGUCAAAACAUUCUAUGCUAUGUACCUAUUCUAGAUUCACCAAAUACUAAACCUAGGCAGCUGCGUGUACCAAUUGCAUUGGGUUUGUUACUGAACAGCUGCCUUGAAAUAUUGUCAUCGAUGCUAUUCACGCCCUCCAAUCACAAUUGGCUACUUCUUGAGCUUUUAUUGGAGGUAAUUCAAAUAUUUAAUAUCCUUAAUACUCCCGUAGCUCUAGCCUGCACUGAAAUCCUUAGCUUAAUGGCCAAGCGGCUUAUUGCCUAUUGCCACGGCCUAGAGAAUAGUGACAUGUCUCAGUUGGUAGAUAAUCUAACGAUGCCCCGCCUUCAGUCUCUUAUAUUGAAUGGACUUUUGCAGGAUGCGGUAGCACUCAAUAUCACACAUGGCAAUGGGAUCGAUCGGACAAAUGCUAGAUAUCUUAUUCAACCCAUUUUAAUGGACAGUUCGUAUCUGUCUUGCGUCCCUAAUCGGAGAAAAACGUUGAGUAAUCUAAUUUCUGCUCUAGGUAGCGAAUUUAAUUUGGAGCAGGAACAGUUGUUGCAACUUAAACAGGCCUACAGUUUGGCUCUCUCACAAUUACAGGACCAACCAAAGUUAACAGGAUCGCAGCUGCUGCAGGUUCAAAGUCAAUUAUGUCUUGUCAUUACACAAAUGGGGAGUGAAGCGCUCGUGAAGCAGCUAUUUCAAUCAAUUAUUGACUCUACACCACUCUUCGAGUCAAACAAAUUGUUGCGUAAGGAGGCGGAAUCACUACUUUCCACACUGCUUGACUUGCAUGACGAUCACUUAAAAAGCACUGUGUUUAGUCUAGUGGCUCAUUCAGCGGUGCAGCAUUUCCAUGCUAUUGUAAAUAAAUCGAAAUACUUACCUGGAUGUAACAAUUUGGAUCUGAUACGCCAGCAUAUUCUCGGACUUCCUUUAAACUCGGUGUUGUUACGCAAACUCCUGUUUUACAGUUGGACACCUACGUCAUCGGAUAAGAUAAAGCAGUGGUGCACCGAUUACCUGACCAUGUUGCUGAAGCUAUGUAAUGUUAUUAAUAAGCAGGACUUUGAAAUAGUGUGUCACCUAACGACUCCGGAGUUGCCACUGAUGGUCUGCCGGUCCACUAACCAAACUCAGCUACAUAACGUAUUAUGGCAUAUAUUUGAACCAGAUUCCACAUACCUGGAACCAUUGCAGAUGUUGAGGGGCAAUCUGUGCUACAUGUUUAAUCCCAAUCUACAACUGAGAAAAGAGGCCACAAUUAGAAUUAUGUAUACUUUGCGAUGCCAAGAUUACGUGCAUGACGCGUUAUUUAUUAAUAAUUUGUCGCCAGACUUUUUUGGCCCGGAUUUAUGUGUGGUCCAGCAGCCUAUGGCUUAUGACAAUAUUUUUACAGAGUCGUUGGCGGAUCCCUUGCAAGGAAAGUGUAGUGUUAAAGCUUUGGUACGCCUUCUUCAGACUGCGGACCUACGUGCAUCCAUUAGACGCUCGACAUUUGUUCAGUUAAAUGUCUUACUGCAAAACUGGGAGGCGGUCGAUGAAUUUGUCAAUCAUGACGAAUCAUAUCGGCCCGUUUUGGAUGCGCUUCGUAGCCCCCUAAAGAGAGACAACCAUAAUAAUUGCUUAGAAAUCGUGUUACCAGCGGUAAGCAUUUUUAUGAAAUUACUCUGUCAUAGUGCUGAUUUUCGUAGUGAGAUGUCUAAAAUUUGUGAGGUAUAUGUCUGCCUGUUGCGUGUGCUUUUAUUAUCACAUAGCUCCGGAUCUGAGCUGCCCAGAGAGGUCAGUGCAUGUUUGUUCCUACUAUUGUUUCACGUACACAUCACCACUAACCGGUCUACUAUGGUACUGAACGCCGAUUUGGGUGACAUGCUUAUACCAAUAAUGUGUGAAUUAAAUGCUGCAAUGCCUUUAUCAACAGCUGAUGAGGGCUUAUGUUUGGAAAAAAAACUGAUUGAUAGACGUUUUGCCGGUAACGCGGAUCUAGCUGCACAACAUUGGCGUUUACACAUUGCCCACAACGUUUGCCAAACCCCAGCAAACAUCACCCUGACGCUUGUUGAAAAUCUUAAUAUCCGGGACACGCUAAAGCUUAAAAUGGAAGAUCUAGCUUUGGUUCAGGCUACUCAAACUGAUGUGCAGCUACAACGGCAGCUUUUAAAAGCUAGCAAUUGCAGCGACGGUCAUUCGCUAGAACAAAUUGUUGACAAUCUUCAGACAAUGCUCGUUUUAUUGCGCACAUCGACUUUUAAUGAUAAGACUAAAAAUUUUUGGGUGCUGAUACAUAAGUACAUAGGAUUAGUUCCGGGAACUUCGGUAGAUCGCCGUCUGUACAUAUCAUUUUUGCAACUUUGUCUGAGUUGUUUGGAUCAGAGAAAUAAAGAGGUUUUAAAUGGUAUAACCGAAGCCAUCUGCAACAAUCCCCAUCACACACUCACGAUGUUAUUGCAGGAUCGUGGAGUUGGAUUAGACAUGAUGUAUUUGAUUUGUCAGUGUUUGGUCAAUGUGAUAGAGGCAAAAUGUAUCAUUGACAAUUCUAAAACAGUCUCAAAUCACAAUGCCCAGCAAUUGUAUUGCCAAUAUUUUAGACAGUUGAGCGCCCUGGCCAGACAGCACUUUGAGUUGCGUCAACUGGAGCAUGUACGCUGCCUAUUGGGGGUGUUGCGAACUUUGAGUGACAACACUUUGAGCCUGAGUGUGACUGAAGUGAAGUCCUAUGCUCAGCACUUCAUCCAGUUGUCCAGCGAUUUGCGUACAUCUACUCAAACGGGAUCCCAAUGGCAGCGGGAUUGCCUGUACAUACUCGCUAAAAUUCAGACUCGCGAUUUGCCCCUGGAAAAAGUUUUGCGGUAUUUGCUUAGUCUGUGCGGGCACAGCGAUGGGGAAGUGCGUGCCUUAGCAUGGGUUUCGUUGGCUAAUUGUCUGUCAAAUGUAUCUAACCAGGAAAUAGCAGACAUAUUGAACCGUUUGGACUUUCUUCCCGGAGGCCUACCUGCAUGCUGCCUUACCACUUUGUUGGAUGUCCACGAAUUGAUGUUGGUUCGCGCCUUAGCUGGUCGUGUCUUUAUAGAAUUAAUUCCACUUAAUGGACCAGAUGCGACGAUUGAAUUGAUGCAUAGACACGAUUUCAUUAGUGAUACUCUAUCAGCUUUGAAAAAUAUGUAUAUUAAUUCUACUGUGACUGUUAAUGACAAUUUGGUAGGGCAACAAAAUUCCUGUGAAGUUAUCAGCUGCUACAUAGACAUUUGCUUGCGUCUAGUUAAACUUCUACCCUUUUGGGCUGCCAAUUUAUGUAAACAUGGGUUUGUCAAUGCUCUAAGUGAAGUUCUGAAGAUGCAAAAUUCAACCAAGACUUUGUCAAAGGCUUAUAUUGAACUAUGUUCCGUACAAAUUUGUGAGUUUUAUGCAUUGAUGUAUGUGGAUAACUUUAGACAUCUUCAAAAAACCGUGUGUCAAGAUCCCGUGUUCAUGGAAUUUUACAUACGCUUGUACAACAAAGUGCUGAAUUUGGAAUGUCCUGAUCGUAUGUUAGUACACUUAAUGAAACUAUUUUUGGUCAUGUGUAAGGAUGAUAAUGCCUAUUUGUUUUUAUUCGAGCAGUUGAAAAAACAACAACAACUGAGACUUGAUAUAUUUCUCUAUGGAUUGCAUUUGUCAUAUUGUACGCACCCAGUACAACGUUACACACUGACAGUGAUUUCAAUGGUAUUCUCAAAAGUUCAAAGUGGGUCACAGCAGAUUAAUUUCGUGACUGAAUUGGAGAACUAUGUUCUGCCUCUGACUGAAUUAUUGCCCAGCGAUGAUCAAAAGAUAGAGCUUGAAUUUGUUCGAGUUGAAAAUACGCAGAAUAGUGUUCAUAGUUUGAAUCGCCAACAGCAACAAAAGCAGCCAGAGCCCGAGCAAGAGACUCACAUAUCUGGAGUAAACUGCACCAAUGGUGCGGUGUUACUCUACUAUCGCCUGGAUCGUCUGUUCGAGCAUUUUUUUCCAGUGAAAACGUACAACUUCUUACAUCCGCCAAGUAUGGGGCACGUGCAAGUCUGCGAUGCUAUUGGUGGACUUUUAAAGCUGUCUCCCUGGGCAGUGCGUGCAGCUAAACAAUUGAAACUUUUAGAUCGCGUGUUUCAAUUGUUUGAAUCCUUCCUCAAUGAUAGCAAUAUUGGAAACGCCAGUAUCUAUGUAAGACGUGUAGGUGCUCACAAGUGCAGGGAUAUUCUAAGCAAUCUACUAGUGGUACUCAAUAUGAUGGCCAAAUGGCAUAGUUCGUUGUAUGCGGUGAUCACAGAACCUACCGUGGCUAAUAACGCUGUACGCUUACUGAUUAGAAUUUGGCCAUGGCUUUCACACUCAGCACUUCUUAAGCAAAUGACUGUUCAAUUGGCCAUGUUCUUCACGGAGCACUCCUUAGAAAUGUGCAAGCAAACAUCGUUAGUGUUGCCUGGGCAGUCGCAUUCCCUACUUCAACUAAUUGUGCGAGUGGCUCACUAUGAAACUACACGCAAUAACGCACCUGAAAAGGAGGACAAUACAACACCUAACCCGAAUUUACUGCAACCAUUGCGAGUCAUGAUGAAUUGCUGCUCCUGUACGGAAGGACGCCUUGCUUUGUCUAAAAUGCAUGUACUGGAUAUGUUCGAUACGAUUUUGCCAGCUACCUACACUCCAAAUUUAAGGAAAAUCCGGCCUCAUGUUGUGACAUCCUGGCUAGACUUUUGGGAGUGUUAUUCUCGUUAUGAAAUUGGAGCCAAGCCGUGUCAUUUGCACGGACUACUCAAUACUGUGCGUCAUUUACCUCCGAUGCAUCCACAAAGAUUGCUCUGCUUGAGAAUUUUCCGUAAUAUGUGCUUUUUAAGCGGCAAUCAAGCUCAUUUCGUCAACUUUGCUGAAUUUCUGAAUCUGCUUCGUGACAUUAUAGCGCAAUGCGCAGAAAUCAAUGUGGUUGUAGAUGCCAAUACUUACGGUUCUUUUGAGGAAGAACGACUGGUUGUGCUAAUGUUGUGGAAACUAUUUUGUUUUGGAGCAAAAUACAAAGCCAUGCUAAGGGGGACUAAGCUAUUAAAGCAACUCAUACAUCUUAGAAAUCAUUUGGAUAAAACGAGAAUAGAUUUUCCGGACAAAGUGCAAAACAUUCCCUACGCUGAAAGUCUUAGAUACCUUUUAGAAAAUCUGUUUGAGUCCCUUUAACAAUAGGCAAAGCAAACGAUAUUUUCACGUACAUAUGUAAAAUUUAAAACAAUCAAAGUAAAUGAUUA
Messenger RNA from Drosophila willistoni, 6089 nucleotides. RefSeq lists its product as uncharacterized. The transcript is spliced from 2 exons. The record is from RefSeq and is a predicted model, not a curated record. Gene Ontology annotation, cellular component: centrosome; ciliary basal body; centriole. Bases 46 to 6021 code for a protein of 1991 amino acids. Gene Ontology annotation, biological process: centriole replication; centriole-centriole cohesion; ciliary basal body organization. NCBI's taxonomy places the organism in Eukaryota, Metazoa, Arthropoda, Insecta, Diptera, Drosophilidae.